AUGCCUACUAUGCGCAGUCGUUGGGACAGAGCAAUGAACGAACGGAAGGGGAUUGUGGGGCCGCCGCGGCCGCUGCCGGAGCGGAGAGGGGCGGAAGCGCGCAUCGCGCUGCUGAUCGGGCCCGACCGCGCCGGCCCCCGCACCUCCCGGCCCGGGACUGCGGACUGGGGUCGGGGUGGUCCUGGGAUCCGAGGCGGCUGCCGCCGGUCGCAUUUCCACGAAGCCUUGUUCGCUCGUUCCCGGAACCUAGCGGGGGAGGCUGAAGAGUGUUGA
Rangifer tarandus platyrhynchus (Svalbard reindeer) is the source of this 273-nucleotide messenger RNA. NCBI's taxonomy places the organism in Eukaryota, Metazoa, Chordata, Mammalia, Artiodactyla, Cervidae. The record is from the annotation of a GenBank genome assembly.